AGCGAGUCACUGGCAGACGCGUCUGGCUAUAAAGCCCUAGCCUAGCCCAGCGUGCGCAUAGCUGCUAAACAGACCAUGCGAGAGAGGAGUGGGUGAAUUGUGAAUUUACACAAAGCACUGGUUUUGCUGCAUUUCGUACCAGGUCAAGCUUUUCGGACGCACUUUUGAAGGACUACUAACUAUCUGGUUGAAUUACCAACUUUUAGACGCGUGUCUUCAUUUCGUUGCGGCUUGGAAGUUUAUAAAACAACACAAUGGUGGCGAUGACAAAAGGAGUCAAGGUCUUCGAGAUCGCCUUCAGCGACCCGUCCAAGACCUUUUACUGCAGUGGAGAUAAAGUGUCCGGGAAGGUGCUGGUGGAGGUGUCGGAGGUGACCAGGGUGACGGCCGUGAGGGUGCUGGGAGUCGGGUGCGCUAAGGUGGAGUACGCCAAAGGCAAACAGAGAUGCCGUGAAGAAGUGGACUAUCUGAAGUAUGAAGACCUUGUCCACCUGGAUGACCAACCAGCAGACACCGAUGGUUCGGUCAUCCUCCGUCCUGGCAACAAGUAUGACUACUCAUUUGGCUUUGAGCUUCCUCAACAAGGGCAACUGGUGUCUUCCUACAAGGGCAAGUUUGGGCACGUUCAAUACUUCGUGAAGGCUCUGAUGGAAAGACCCGCUCAGCCCGCCCUGGAGUGUAAGAAGCACUUUGAGGUUGAGGAGCCCUUGGAUGUCAACACCCCAGACUUGCUGUCCCCUACUGGAGGCAUGAAGGAGAAGAAGGUCACCUGCAUGUUCAUCCCAGACGGCCAGGUCUCUCUGAACGCCAAAAUCGACAGGCGUGGCUUCUGCGAGGGUGAAGAGAUCUGCAUCGAUGCCAAGUUUGAGAACACCUGCUCUCGCAUCGUGGUACCCAAAGCGGCCAUCGUCGCCAAGCACACCUACCAGGCCAACGGCCGCACCAAGGUCUUCAGGCAAAAACUCUCCUCAGUACGUGGCAACCACAUCAUCUCUGGUCAGAAGACCACACCAGGUGCUACUCCUGUCAGCUAA
Molecule: messenger RNA, 1034 nt
Organism: Sinocyclocheilus grahami
Lineage: Eukaryota; Metazoa; Chordata; Actinopteri; Cypriniformes; Cyprinidae
Product: thioredoxin-interacting protein-like
Exons: 4
Coding region: 255-1034 (259 amino acids)
Biological process (GO): protein transport
Cellular component (GO): cytoplasm
Molecular function (GO): ubiquitin protein ligase binding
Source: RefSeq, a predicted model, not a curated record